CUCCUCUGUACCAUUCCUUUAAACUGCUUACACCAAAACUCAUUAUCUAUACUGCAAACAAAGAAGGGAAGAGCCUUUGAAAGUAACAAUGACUGCAGGAGAAAACCCUUUUGCAUCAAACACCUCUUCUCUGCAAAGCCAGCUUAAAGAAAAGGACAAGGAGCUUUUGGCUGCUAAAGCUGAAAUUGAGGCUUUGAGAACAAAUGAAGAGCUCAAAAACAGAGCAUUUGAGGAGCUUACAGAAAACGUGAGGAAGUGGGAGGAAAGACUUGGACAAAAGGAGGUGGAGAUGAAGAAGCUAGAAGAAGAGAAGGAAGAUGCAUUGGCUGCACAGGAAGCUGCAGAAGAAGCACUUAGGAGGGUUUACACUCACGAACAUGAAGAUGAUUCUCUACCCCUAGAAUCAGUUAUAGCUCCUCUUGAAGCUCAGAUCAAGUUUCAAAAGCAUCAGAUCUCUGUGCUUCAAGAAGACAAGAAAGCUUUGGAACGGCUGACAAAGUCAAAAGAAUCAGCGCUUCUUGAAGCAGAGAGAAUCUUGAAAAGUGCACUUGAACGUGCUUUGAUUGUUGAGGAGGUUCAGAACCACAACUUUGAGCUUAGACGACAGAUUGAGAUCUUCCAGGAAGAGUACAAGUUUCUCGAGAAAAUCAACCGCCAGAAAGUGUUGGAGAUUGAGAAGCUCUCUCAAACUAUUGGAGAGCUGGAGGAAGCAAUCUUGGCAGGAGGAACAGCUGCAAAUGCAGUUAGAGACUAUCGCCGCCAAAUCUCUCAGCUUAAUGAAGAGAAAAGAACAUUGGAGAGAGAGCUGGCUAGAGUCAAAGUGUCAGCAAGUAGAGUGGCUCUUGCCGUUGCUAACGAGUGGAAAGAUGAGAAUGAUAGAGUAAUGCCUGUAAAGCAAUGGCUUGAAGAGAGAAGGCUUCUCCAUGGAGAAAUGCAGAAACUGAAAGAUAAACUAGCUGUUUCAGAGAGAACAGCCAAGGCUGAAACACAGCUAAAGGAGAGGUUGAAGCUGAGGCUGAAAACAAUAGAAGAUGGCUUGAAGGGUUCUAUCUCUCAAACAACUACAAAAACUGAAAAAUCUGGCAAGAUUUUAGGAUUCUUGACGAGUGGUGGUGGUGGUGGAUCAAAGAAAAGGUCUAGUUCUCAGCCACGAGGCUCAAUUACAGGAAGAAUCCAUGCUCUGAAUCAGCCAACCAAUAGAGCUGCAGAGACUGAUGGAAAAGAGAACUCGAAGAUUUCAGCAAACGGAUUAUCUGAUCAGGAUGCUAAGGGAGAAGAUAUGGUGUCAGGGUUCUUGUAUGACAGGCUUCAGAAGGAAGUGAUUGCUCUAAGGAAGGUUUGUGAGAGUAAAGAGGGUACUAUAAAUGCUAAAAAUGAAGAAAUCAAGAUGUUGUUGAAGAAAGUGGAUGCUCUAACGAAAGCUAUUGAAGUGGAGACAAAGAAGGCAAAGAGGGAAGCUGCGGCUAGAGAGAAGGAAAACACAUUGGCCUUGUUGAACGAAGAACCGAAACAAUGUAGAAAAGCAAACUUACCUCGAAGCCGUGUACACAAUUCACGUUGAAGAUCCUAGAGGAAGACGAAGCUUGGGAAUGAAUAUAUUAAAAGAGGUGUACAUAUGGAGUGUUUGGUGGGUUAUAGAACGUGGAAGUAAAGCUUCAAUUAAAGAAGAAACGUGUGUGUGACUGUGUGUGUUAUAUUGUUUGGAUUGUAAACCAUGAGUGAUUAGCUAUUAUCAUGAUAACUUAAAAGUAAA
This is a messenger RNA of Brassica oleracea var. oleracea, 1753 nucleotides long. Its product is annotated as microtubule-associated protein 70-5-like. The record is from RefSeq and is a predicted model, not a curated record. The coding region runs from base 89 to 1561 and encodes 490 amino acids. The transcript is spliced from 10 exons. Gene Ontology annotation, molecular function: microtubule binding. Lineage: Eukaryota; Viridiplantae; Streptophyta; Magnoliopsida; Brassicales; Brassicaceae. Gene Ontology annotation, biological process: cytoskeleton organization.